Molecule: messenger RNA, 1841 nt
Organism: Linum tenue
Lineage: Eukaryota; Viridiplantae; Streptophyta; Magnoliopsida; Malpighiales; Linaceae
Source: the annotation of a GenBank genome assembly
GUCAGACUCGGGGCAAGCUUUCGUUUUUCUUCCCCCUAUUUAUUUUCUGAAAAUCCAUUUUUUCCUUUUCCCCUUCUCUCUUUCCCCUUCUCAUUUCCUUCCUUAAUUAAUUUUUUUUUUCGUCCAACUUUUUUUUUUCCGCUUUUUUUCUUCCGUCUCGGCCAUGUCGACGGUGGCGGAGAUGGAACCUCUGACGUCCGGCGCGAGCAAUCGCAUCAUCCCGAUCCUCAGAGUCCUGAGGAAAUCCCUCAUUUUCAUCCAAUCGAUCUUCCUCGCCCUCCUCCUUGUCCUCUUCCCGCGCCGCCGACCUUCUUCUUCGUCUACGUCGGCGGAUUCGUCCGCCUCCUCCAACUCCUCGAAGCGCCGAUCGAUGUGGAGGCUGGAGGAGGAGGAUACCUUGCGGAGGAGAGCCCUUGCCGAGGUCAUCGAUAUGACCGUCGACGGUGACACUCGGUGCCGGUGGAGCACCUCUUUGUUCUUCGGCGUGAAACGGAAUGCUCUGUUCUGCCGCUCCUGGUUCCCGCUUCACGACGAUUUGAAGGGAAUUUUGGUCAUCAUCCAUGGGCUUAACGAGCACGGUGGAAGGUAUGCUCACUUUGCGAAGCAGCUAAACUCGUCGAACUUUGGAGUCUAUGCUAUGGACUGGAUAGGUCACGGUGGAAGCGAUGGAUUGCACGGAUAUGUUCCUUCUCUCGACCAUGUCGUUGCAGAUACUGUAAGUUCAGUGUUCCCACUAAUGUGCAUUCAGUUCAAUUGUGAUCGCCCUGUGUCAAGUUGGAUUUUCUCAGGGGCUUUCUUGGAGAAGAUAAAGUCUGAUAAUCCUGGAGUACCGUGCUUCCUUUUUGGUCACUCAACUGGAGGAGCUGUGGUUUUGAAGGCAGCUUCAUAUCCUCGCAUUCAAGAGAUGGUGGAGGGCAUUGUGCUAACCUCGCCUGCUUUGCGUGUUAAGCCUGCACAUCCAAUUGUUGCGGCUCUGGCUCCUAUUGUUUCGCUGGUCGCCCCAAGGUUCCAGUUCAAAGGAGCCAACAAGAGGGGCAUUCCUGUGUCGAGGGAUCCUGCAGCACUGUUGGCCAAGUACUCCGAUCCAUUGGUCUACACCGGUCCCAUACGAGUCCGAACGGGCCAUGAGAUACUGCGCAUCUCAUCCUACUUGAUGCGCAACAUCAAAUCCGUCACGGUUCCAUUCUUCGUGCUUCAUGGAACGGCUGACAGAGUCACCGAUCCCUUAGCAUCACAGGAUCUCUACAAUGAAGCCGCCUCCAAGUUCAAGGACAUAAGGCUGUACGAAGGGUUCUUGCACGACCUUCUCUUCGAACCGGAGAGGGAGGAGAUUGCCCAGGAGAUAAUCGACUGGAUGGAAACGAAGCUAGCUGCUGGAUUCUGAAGAAUAAGUGUUUAUAGACGUUGGGUAGACUAGUUUGCAGAUGCGAAGUAGGUGCAACAGCUGCUAUCCUACAAGAUUUAGGAACCCACAAGGCUGCGUUUGGCAAAACGUUUGUUUCUUGGCCUUGAAUGUGACAGUUUCUUUCUGUAAAUUCUAUCCUACAGUCGUAAUAUCUAUUUUUUAGCUUCUACACUUUGCCAACUGUAUGUAAAAUUGUCUUUCUGCUUCUGCUGAAACUAGUAGCAGAAGAACAGUAUAAAGACACUUCCUUUCAGUUGAAAAAAAUGUAAAGAGCUCAAAGGCGUUUUGUAUUAGGCUUUGAAUUUACGAACCUCCAGCAGACCCAACCCAAUAUCUUCUUAAGCUCACCAUGGGCCGUCUUCAAAGGCCCACUACUCAACAGAUCCAACCGAAUCCUCCAUUUUCCGUGCCGCGGAUACCAGAACCAACUCAUACU